Molecule: messenger RNA, 2025 nt
Organism: Rhizophagus irregularis DAOM 181602=DAOM 197198
Lineage: Eukaryota; Fungi; Glomeromycota; Glomeromycetes; Glomerales; Glomeraceae
Source: RefSeq, a predicted model, not a curated record
CUUUACGGAGAAGGAAAAUUAGCAAUAGUGAUGAAGAGGAGGAACAGCAGGUUCAAAAAAGCAAUGAAGUUCAAAAACGGACCUCAGCCUUGGGGACUGCUACUUCAACUAAAUUAAGCUUUUUUGAUGAAAUAAACGAAGAAGUACGUGCUUUUAAAGCAUUGUCUUCUGUUUAAAAUUUUUUAAUAAGCUUUUUUGACUUAUAGGCUGAUAUAUCAGAAUAUAAAUCGCUGAAAUUUAUUUCAAAGGAUAGUUAUAGUCCAAUGACUCAAAGUAGCAAUACUCAGGAAAAAAAUAUUAAUACAGGAACGAAUGUGGAACAAGGAUUAUCUUUUAAUGAACAAAUUUCUAAAAUGAAAACAAAUGUAAAAUCAGAGAUUAGGACAAACGAUCAAUCAGGAAGAGGGAUAUUUGCUCUGCAAAAUAUACCUUCCGGUACUCUUGUCAUGGAAGAUAUGUCUUACGCGUCAGUAGUAGAUGAUGCAAACCUUUCUAUAAUUUGUAGCAAUUGUUUUAUGAAAGGAGGAAAAUUAUUAUGUUGUGCAAAUUGUAAAAUUGUUUAUUAUUGUUCCAAGGAAUGUCAACGUAAUGAUUGGGCAAUCCAUCAACAUGAAUGUAAAAUUUUUGUCAAAGUACAGAGAAAGCCACCAACUUCAAUUCGUUUAAUAUGCCGGAUCCUAAUACGUCGAAUGAGUGAUCCGGCAUCAUUCAAAGAAAUCGAAAAUUUACAAAGCAAUCGAAAUUUAUUCAAACAAGAGAAAAUCGAACCUUUUGUUCAAAUGUCAAUGGUGGUUCGUGAAUGCGUACCAAAAGAAGCCAUAUUGAAUUCAUCAGAUAUGAUUGAAUUAUUUUGUCGUUUUACAGAAAAUAGUUUCUCUAUUAUGGAUGGAGAAAUGAUACCAAAUGGAGCAGCGAUUUAUUCCAACACAUCACUGAUCAAUCAUUCUUGUCAGCCUAAUUGUGUUGUUGUUUUUGAAAAAUCAAAAAUGAUGAUUCGAUGUAUUGAGCCUAUUAUGAAAGAUCAAGAGAUUACAAUCAAUUAUAUCGAUGUAAGUCAACCAGGUGAAGAGCGACGAAAAGAAUUACAAGAUCGUUAUUAUUUUAUAUGCAAAUGCGAAUUAUGCGAAUAUUAUAAGUCGAAAAGUCAUGUUGAUCCAAGGAGCGCUUUAAGAUGUCAAAACCCAACUUGUUCGAAUGCAAUUGAACCUCCAGAAUCAUUAGAAUUAGGAGUUGAAGAAUAUACAUCAACAUGUUCAGUUUGUUCAAAGGAGAUACAUUAUGAUGUAGCGGAUGUAGAGAAAAGGUUAUCAGUGGCCUUAGAAUUUUUUGAUAAAGGAACAGAAUUACGCGAUCAAGAUGAUCGACAAGCAGUAACAUUCUUUGAACAAACAUUUAAAAUUCAACAAGAACUUUUAUAUGAAGCAAAUUAUAAUAUGAUAAGAACUCGUAAAACAUUAGUUGAAAUAUAUUGUAAUUUAAAGGAUUGGAAGAAAGCAUUAGAUCAUUCAUUAAAAUUAAUAGAAUCUUAUAGAAUUUUAUAUAGUAAAUCACAUCCACUUUUAAGUUUACAAAUAUAUUCUACUGCAAGGAUUUAUUUAUCAUUUGAUUAUAAUGAUAUUAAAGUUAAAGAUCUAGAAAAAAUCGAUGAAUUAUUAAGGGAAGCUUUAAAAGGGUUAGAAAUUACUCAUGGAUAUCAACAUCCUAUUACCAAAAUGGUCGAAAUGAAUUUAUGGGAUGUUGAAGGUGAAUUAGGGCUAAAAAAAGGAGAAUAGAAAUGAAAUAUACCGAGUAAACUAUGAGUUAAUCACGUGCAUGAUAUAAAAUCAUGUCCGAUAAUAGAUAGCUUUAUUUAUUUAUACUACUUAUUUUAUACAACUAGAAAAAGUUGUUAUAACCUCUUUCAUUACAAAUUAAGGAAAUAUCGGCUUAGAUUUAAAAUCAUAUGAUUAUUAUAUUUUUUUUAGUUUAUUAUUGUCUGGGAUUUAAAAUAAAUCAUCUAAACCAGUAUCGAAUCAGAAAACAAAC